This is a messenger RNA of Passer montanus (Eurasian tree sparrow), 2156 nucleotides long. RefSeq names its product eotaxin-like. NCBI's taxonomy places the organism in Eukaryota, Metazoa, Chordata, Aves, Passeriformes, Passeridae. Bases 87 to 443 code for a protein of 118 amino acids. Gene Ontology annotation, cellular component: extracellular region. The record is from RefSeq and is a predicted model, not a curated record. The transcript has 4 exons. Gene Ontology annotation, molecular function: CCR chemokine receptor binding; chemokine activity. Gene Ontology annotation, biological process: G protein-coupled receptor signaling pathway; chemokine-mediated signaling pathway; lymphocyte chemotaxis.
AUAGGAGCAGCCCCAGCACGAGGCAGCAGUGCGUGUCCUGCUCCCGAGCCUCAAGCCUCGUCCUGCUCCGUGACCGUGGCAGCACCAUGGCUCUCCGCCCCUUCCUGAUGCUGCUGCUGCUGCUGGCUGCCACCCUGCUCAUCAGCCAGGCUCAAGGCAUUGGAAGCUCAGCCUUGGACUGCUGCCUGAAGAACAGACCUUUGAAGAAGGAAAUCAGUGGCGUGGUGACAUCCUACCGCCUCCAGGGACCCGAGUCGGGAUGUUACCUUCAUUCUGUUGUGCUCAUCACCAAGAAGAACAGGAAAAUCUGCGCCUCUCCCGAUGAUGACACUGUCCAGAAGCUGAUGCAGCAGCUGAACAAGAAGGACAAGAAUGACAAGAGCAGAAAGAAGGGGCAGCGUCCCAGGGGCAGACCCAAGAAGCAGAGGCGGCAGCGGGCCUAAGCCAGGCCUGAACAGGACGGAUGCCUUCCCACUGGUGACUGACCCACGGCCCGGCAAAGGCAAUGGACACGCACAAACCACACACCCACCCACCCGCCAGCCCCAGGGCGGGGAUGGGGCAGGCUGAGGAGGAUUCCCUCUGCCCCACAACCUCUUUGUUGCUGCUAUGCCUGACACAGAGAUCCCCCAGCACCUGCAGUGCCUGGGUGCUCUCAGCAAGGCAGGCACCCAGGUCCUCACCCGUCCCAGGGCCAGAUAAGUGGGGACCUGGGCGUGGGAGCUGAGCCAUGGCCUCUAGAGGGAAGUAGACAUGCUUCCCACUAAAGGAGAGUUAUUUAGCCUAGCAGGAUGGACGCCUUUCCUAUGACUUUUUUUGGGGGAUAUUAUACAUUUGUAUUUAUAUUUGAAAACUGUGCUUUCAUUCAGUCUUCCUGAAAGGCUUUACUUCUCUCUCCUUAUGCUUCACAAAGUAGCCUUUAUGCUGCAGGCUGGGUUUUCUGGAAGAUUUAUCUUAUUUUUCUACCAAAUAAACCAUGGCCGCAUUUUAUUUUCCUCUCAUCUCUUUGCUCCUUCUUGGCUUGCAAGGUGUGGGGAACCAGGCAGGUCCCAAAUCCCGUGGUCCUACUUGAGCUGCUUGCUGGGUGCUUCUUUGCAGAGCAAUUAACAGAGCUGAGAUGGAGAGUUUUGGGGUAACAGUGUGGCUCUGUGUCUGGCCUGUUCUAAUCUUUCAGGUUUUAUGGUACACUGUUGCAUUGUAGUUUGUAUAAAGAUAGCCACAAUUUGUCCCUCUGUUUUUUUUCAUUUUCUUUUUUAGGCACAACAUUUCCAUGAAAUCAGAAGUAAUUGUUCAAUUUAGUAGAAUUAUACCCUUUUAGCUCCCCUGGCUACAAAAUUGCAAUGAAAUCAGAACAAAUUGUUCAGUUUAGUGGAAUUUUACCCUCUUCUUUCCCCUGGCUUUGCUUGUGUCAGGGCUUCAGACACUAUUAAGACAAAUGCUUAGUUUUCUGGGAGUAAAAAAAAACCAAAACCAACAGCAACUCUCUCAUAUAUAUUUACGAAAUCUGAAAAGCCCAUAUGGUGAAAAACACAUGUGAAGCUGUGAAGGUGGGGGAAUAGCAGAUUUUGUAAAAUUCACCGUAGACAUCCUGCAGCCGUUUGAGAGUGGCUCUACCCCAAAAUUUUUGUGAGAGAAGUCACUGAGUAGAGGACACCUUUAGGUGAGACUGCAAGUGGAGGUGGGACAGACCCUUGGGACAGGGCUAGGGGGAAAAUGGCAUCUCCCUGUGCCUGCAACCUGCUCUCCCCAGCAUGCUGAGAAGAAGCAAAUUAAACAGCUGUGCAAGAGCCACACUGCUAUCUGCUUGCAGAGAUUUUGAACGUGGACUUUGGUCAGUAAAGGUCUAUUAAAUCAUAUAAACGCAAUAAUAGGAUUUGCAGAGCUUAACAGUAUCAGCACGGGCGGUGUGUUUGUUGGAGUAAAGCUUAUAGCUGAGUGUUUCUACCAAGUAUGUAUCUGGCUUGAUUGCUUUAUUAAUAGGGCAUUUAGGUCUAUCAUUUUAAGGCUGUGUAAAGUAACUGUGAAGUCCAAGAUACUGGCCCUGAGCAUGGGACAGGCGCUGAGCUGUCUCCUCCUCCACACUGAACACCCGGCCGUCUGCCAGACCAGUUUUUGGACAGGAUGUGUGGCAAUAAAAUAUAUUCUUUAUAACCAAA